Phytomonas sp. EM1 is the source of this 2614-nucleotide messenger RNA. The record is from the annotation of a GenBank genome assembly. NCBI's taxonomy places the organism in Eukaryota, Euglenozoa, Kinetoplastea, Trypanosomatida, Trypanosomatidae.
CGCUCAUCAUUACUAGUUUUCCCCACAUUGCGUGCUUUAGUAGUACGCUUAAAUCGUAUCCCAGUAGGCCACUCCAUGUAUAGCACGCUCUCAGCGGCUCAUUACCCUAGGUGGGAAGAAAGGAAGUUAAGCGCGUGCAAUCUUUUCUCUCCUGAGUUGUUCUGUGUGGCGAUAGCUGUGGUAAGAAAAAUAGGUGGCAUAGAGAGGUGGUGGUGAUGGGACCUCGAUUGAUGACCAGCAAUCGUUCUACUUCAUGAUAUAUGCGGCGCCUUGCGGUUGGGCGGAGCUGCGGCAAUUAUGAUCACUACUAAGGGGAGGGGGGGUCCGCCCUCUCGUUAAUAUCACAAUACGCGUCACUUCAAGGGAAUGUUCUACUUAUAGACAACUUGAAAGGAAUUGCAUUUGAGAUCCUUCCGCAUUCUCGACCGAUUUUGUUCCAUUUUUCCAAUCGCUAAGGUCGAUAUUGGACAUGUUUUGCUUACUUUCUGCUUAUAAAUGUUUAAAAUAUGAUUGCAUCCGACAUGUGAGGCAUUCCGAAAAAAAGAGUCGGGAAAUCGUGUGUGUCUCCCCUUUCAUCGCUGUAAUUUAUUUAUAGAUGGAGGAAUCCAUUUUCACUUUCCAAAAUGACCUGUCUUUCUCUUUCAAAUCAUAUUCAACCUAAAGACGGAGAAUCAGAACACAAGUUUAAAAGAUACUCGAUAGCGAAGAAUAAAGCAAAUAGAAAAAUUUAAAGGAUACAUUUUCCUGACAUCAUAACAAAGGUUCGACGCUUUUGUUAUUUCUAUAUAAAAAAAGUUGGUAGUAUUACACCUUAUCAGGCUCGUAAAGCAACUCCCCGGUUAUCGCAUAAUUUUACAUCCAUACACAAAAAAAUAGGAACCCUAGCGAAGGUGAGCCACAGUGGUCUGUUACCAACCCUGUCCGGAGUCUAUUAUUACUAUUAUUGAUUAUUAUAUAUUUUAUUUUUUUGAUUACUACUAUUAUUAUCAUUAUUAUUUAAUAUUUUGUGAUUAGUGCCGUUGUUGUUGCUGUUGCUGUUGUGUUCUUUUUAUUAUUAUUAUUAUUAUUAUUUGUUUAUUAUAUUGUAUUUAUUUGUGAUUAUUACCUUUUAUUGCGUUGACUGUUUCCAACGAUGAGUUCCACCAGUCACCCGGUUAGCGUCCCGCUCUACAUCUGCGAUGCCUACGCGUCGGAGCACUUCAAGGGCAACCAGACCGCCGUCUGCAUGGUGCCGAGCUCCGUCUACUGCAUGGAGUGGUCGGGGGUGAAGAGCCUCGAGGCGAGUUUCGGCCGCGGCGAGCCCGAUCACACCACGCAGACGGAGGAGGAACGCGCCGCCGAGGCGCAGGCCUACGCGGACGAACGCGACGCGAAGAUGGGCCGCGCGUUUCAGAGCAUCGCGCGGGAGCUCAAUGUGGGGGAGUGUGCCUUUGUCUACCGCAUCCCCGCCGCGCGGGAGAAGGAUAUUCUCGACAAAAUCCGCGUCAAGGUGAACGAGUUCGAGAAGGAAUACGAGGAGCGGGUGCGGGAGGAGGAGAGCCGCCAGAUGAAUGCGCUCCUCUCCACUGAGGAGGAAGGAGGGGGCCGCGGGCUCGCGCAGUACGAGGCCCCCGCGGGGAUGGUGCAAGGGGUGAGCUUUUCCAUCACCAGCUUCGGCGCGAGCUUCUUGCAAACCCAGCAGAUGUCGAUGAUCGCGAGUGGGAACACCGCGAACGUGCGGCGGCCGCGGCGGAUGUACACCCAGUGGUUCGGCCUCCGCUGGUUCACCCCGAUGCAGGAGCACGUGUUUUGCGGGCAGGCCGCGAUCGCCGCGGCGCACACCAUCUUCGAGUGUGCCCGUUUCUUCCACUUGAAGUCGAGCCGUCAUUUAGUGAACAAUGUCCCGGUGGAGUUCUUCAUCCCAACCCAGACGGACGUCCUGUGCUUUGUGACACGGGCCGGGAUCAUCAGCGUGCGGUACAAGGAAACGAACGGGGCCGGCACCGGGGCCCAUCACAACCCCCGUGAGGGCAACACCGCGGUGGAGACCUAUGAGGUGCACUUCCCGGCCAACGAGGCCGUCUCCGUGCAGGAGAUGCUCCCGAGCGGCUUUAAGGCGGGGCUCGCCGAGGCGCUUGGGCUCGCGAACGGCGCCGCGGAUAUCGACGACAUCGCGCUGAGCGCCCCCUUGUCGCUCUACGUCGCGGUGCUCAAAAACGCCGCGGCGGUGCGGCAUUGUCGGGUGCAAGAAGCCGCCCUGCGGGGGGUUUUCACCGGGCCCGACUUCACCACCGCGCGGCAGCAGCACCCGAGGCUGGCGACACCCCACGCCCUCGUCAUUACCGCCGAGAAUGACGGUGGCGAGGCUCAAAUCCUCACGCGGGUGUUCACACCGUGGAUUGGCGUCCUUGAGGACUCGGUUUCGAGUUUCGCGUACACGGCGUUGCUGCCGUUCUGGCUACGCCGCCUGAACGGGAGCUACAAGGUCGGCGAUAAGCUAGUCUUCUACCAGGCGAGCAAGCGUGGGGGCUCGGUGCGGGGGAUUAUUAUUGGCAAAAAGGCGGAUCGCGUCGCGUUGAUCGGCUCGGUGAUUACCUUCCUGCGAGGAAACGCGAUGUUUGACGUAGAAGAUUAA